UUUCAAACUUCCUUUUUCCCCGAAACGAAGAACGAAAAUGAACUUUGUUUUAAGUAUAUUGGGGCCUUAAUGGUUGUUAGAUUCAACCAGACUUUCAAACCCUUGGACUUCUGAGUGAAAAAGGAUAUUCAACAAGAAAACAGAUCAACUGCAGGUUUCAGGAAGUCUUGAGGCUUUAACACAGUCUGUGUCUUUAACUGUCUGUCAUCAUUCGGUCAGUAUGGAGCUCCGUCAACUUCCUCUUGUGCUCUUGCUGAUUUCAAACAUCCACUCUGGACAAACUGAAGAAAGUCCAAAAGCCAAAGUGAACAUUAAACCUGAUCAACAUGUAUUCAGAGGAGAGACAGUCACUCUCAGAUGUGACAUUGAUGGUGAAGGAGUCACUAGCUGGAAGUACAGCUGGUAUAAAGACGGUUCAGACAGUGUUUUCAGUGAACUACAGGAACACACAUUCAGUUCUGUUACUGAGUCUGACGCAGGUAAAUACUCCUGUUCUGGAGCAGAGAGAGGAGGAUCACGAACAUCACACAUCAGUGAUGAAGUUACACUGACAGUAUCAGAUAAACCCAGACCAGUUUUAAGUGUUUCUCCACAGAAGUGGUUGACCGAAGGAGAUUCAGUGACUCUGAUCUGUGAGGUUAAAGACUCCUCUACAGGCUGGGCAUUCAGCUGGUUCACUCGAACUGCUUCAUCAGAUUACAGAAAUCGUUAUAAGCUGCUCUCAGACAGCAGCAGAGGAGCUGGAGGAAACUACACGGUCAGUUCUGCUGCUCUAAAUCACACAGGAGUUUAUGUGUGCAGCGCAGAGAGAGAAAAACCAGUCUAUAGCACACACUACAGCAACGAACAACCACUAUGUGUCACUGGUGUUUCUCCUCCAGUCUCUCUGAUCAUCAGUCCCAGCAGAACUCAACACUUCACAUUGAUCUCUCUCUCUCUGAGCUGUGAGGACCAGAGUAACUCUGAUAGAUGGACAGUGAGAAGAUACAAAGACAAUUGGGGUCUGGAAGAUUGUUUACUAUCACGCUGGGGAUCACAAAAAGGAUCUACGUGUAAAAUCAUGUCCACUGACCCAUCAUACACUGGAGUGUACUGGUGUCAGUCUGAAUCUGGAGAUAGCUAUCAGCCUGUUAAUAUCACUGUACACCUUGAUAUGAUUCUGGAGAGUCCUGUUCAUCCUGUGACUGAAGGAGAUUCUCUGACUCUACGCUGUUUAUAUAAACAUUCAACUCCACCAAUCCUCAGAGCUGAUUUCUAUAAAGAUGGAUCACUCAUCCAGAAUCAAACUACAGAGAUGAUCAUCUCUACUGUCUCAAAGUCACAUGAGGGUUUCUACUACUGCAAACACCCAGAGAGAGGAGAGUCACCCAAGAGCUGGAUCUCAGUCAGAGCUUCCUCCACAACAUCAGAAUCUGAUGGUCUCAAUCCCAUGAUAAUUGGAGUGACUGCAGGACUGAUUUUGACAUUUCUGAUCGUCUUCUUGGUCCUCUUGUGGCGCUACAGAAACAACAAAGGUGUAAGAUCUCAGUCUCCGUCUAAAGUCAGUGAACAGCAGAACAGCAGUCAGACAUCAGAACAGAACCAGAGUCAAGCGGGAUACAAUACUCUGCUGUCUGGAACUGCUCAUAUUUAUGACUCUGUUGAUGCAACAAUUAAUAAAGACUUCAGCACAGAUAGUGUUAGUGGACCUACUGACGUCACCUACGCUGAGAUUGAACACGAAUCUUCAGGGAAACAGAAGAAAAAUAAAGAAAACAAAGAGAAAACCAGUGAAGUUUCUGACACUGUUUACUCUAAACUGAACCUGGGGACCCAUCAAGGUGCUGGAUCUAGUGAUGUGACGUAUACUCAGGUUAAAUAAAUGCCCAGAGGAGAAUCUUUCAAACCCAGGAUGUUGAUGAGUUUGGGGGAGAAGAUCUGGAGAAUGAGCAGAUCAUCCGUGCUUUAUCAUCUUUGUGAUACUGAGAAAUUGAUGGCAAUAUGUGUAUUAAAUAUUAGUGAUGCAAUCCUUCAUGUGCUUCAAUAGCUAUGCAUGUUAAUAUUUAAAAGCAAUGAGCUGAUUAUACACUGGAUAAAAACAGCAAAGGUAGAUGAUGUUUCAGUGCUGCACAGAGUUUAUUUUAUUAGUUGAUACCAGCAGCAGCAGCUCAUCAUUAGACUGAAAGAGAGACAGAAUAUUCAGCUCAAGGCCUUUUUCUUGAAUGUUGAUUGACCAAAUUUCCUUUUUUCUUUGUCUUCUUAAUUUAAAAUGUAUUUGGAGCAUUAUAGUAGACAACCUAGAAAUAACAGGCCAUUUUUAAAUCAUGACUUGCUGGUCUGCAUAAAUUGCAUUAAUAACCACACGCGUGUGUUCUAUUUUUCCCCUAGACGUCGGUUUCCUUUGAAUUGUUUAUUUGGUUUGAUAAUAAACUGCUUUAUUGUUAAAUAA
Carassius auratus (goldfish) is the source of this 2428-nucleotide messenger RNA. RefSeq names its product B-cell receptor CD22-like. The transcript is spliced from 14 exons. Bases 221 to 1861 code for a protein of 546 amino acids. Lineage: Eukaryota; Metazoa; Chordata; Actinopteri; Cypriniformes; Cyprinidae. Gene Ontology annotation, biological process: cell surface receptor signaling pathway; immune response. Gene Ontology annotation, molecular function: transmembrane signaling receptor activity. Gene Ontology annotation, cellular component: external side of plasma membrane. The record is from RefSeq and is a predicted model, not a curated record.